AUGAAGGUCCGCAUGGUCGAACGGCGUGAAACAGGAACAGUGUACGCACUCAAGUACAUCUCCAAGGCUCAAGUCAUCAAAAUGGAGGCCGUCAGGAACAUUUUGAGAGAGCGGCAGAUCUUAGAGUCGCUUGAUCAUGCCUUCAUGGUCAACAUGAGGUUUGCCUUCCAGGAUGACGAGUAUAUGUACAUGUGUAUGGAUCUCAUGAUGGGGGGAGAUUUGAGGUUUCAUAUGAACAGGAGGGCGUUCGGCGAGGAUGUGGUUCGGUUCUGGAUCGCAGAGCUAUGUUCGGCUGUCAACCAUCUUCAUUCGCUCGGAAUCGUCCAUCGAGAUAUCAAACCCGACAAUGUCCUGCUCGACGAAAAAGGACACGCCCAUUUGACAGAUUUCAACAUUGGCUGCAAGCUGACCCCCGAAAAGCCCAUUCUCACAUCUCAAUCAGGGACGGUCGCUUAUAUGGCACCCGAGGUCUUCAAGAGCGCUGGUUAUGGCACAAGUGUGGAUUGGUGGGCGGUCGGGAUUCUGUUCUACGAAUGUAUUUACAACAAGCGACCUUUCCAGAAUGAAAACAUUCCCGAGCUCCGGCGAGCCAUUGGAAAUCAGACAAUCGAUUAUCCUCCUCAGAAGGGCGUUUCACAAGAUUGCGUGGAGGUCAUUCAAGGGUUUUUGACGCGGGAUCCCAAUGAGCGUCUAGGAACUCGAGGUGGAAUGAACGGUAUCCGGCGGCAACCAUUUUUCCAGAUUGAAGCUUACAGGUGCAAUAUGAGACCUGAGCAGUGGUGGUACCUUCUCGAGACAAAGCAGCUCACGCCAGUGUUCCAACCACCAGCGGAGGCGGCCAACUUUGAUGCGACCUACGAUCUGGAAGAGAUGUUGCUGGAGGAUGACCCACUCACAUAUCGAUCGACAAGGAAGAGAGCACUUCGACUGCACAAGGAAAAGAUGGACGCUAUGAGAGCGGAGGAAGAGCGACAGAGGGCUGCACAGGAGGCGGCCGAACAAGCAGAGGCGGAGGCUCAGGCAGCUAUGGAGGCCAUGAACCGGGAACUGGAGAAGAGCAUACGGAAGAUCCGCGGAAUGUCUUUGCCACCAGAACCACGCCCAGUAACACCAACACCCACCCCCGCGGUCAGCAAGAAAAAGUCCAAACUUCUUUUCGGAUCUGGUGGUGGCGAUCAGGAUGCUGCCCAACCGGUUGUCCAGAUUCCACCACCACAACCUUCAUCUAAUUCUAUGACGCAGGUGUCACUAUCCUCGGAGAAGAGUCACACAGGUUCACAAGUUGCCCGGCAGACCCAAUUUCAAUCUAUACCCCUGUCGCCCAUCGACCCUACUGUUGGAGCACGCGAGCUACCACUGGUCCCUGUUCCCGCCAUGCGGUUCCCUGUUUCGACCGUAGGUGGGGAUCAAUAUCAGCCACCUCCACCUCCUCAGAACUUGAACCCGUUGGACCACCAUCCUUCCUCCUACUACCACCGUCCUUCCUCUCCCUUUUCGAAACCAGUCGUAACCACCGCUGCUGUCACGAAGCCAGGUUUCGGAAACGGAUACACCCAUACUACCACAGGACCAGGAGCGGGACCAGGAGCAGGAGGUGGAGGAGGUGCAACAGCGCCCGGUGUCACCGCUGUAUAUUUUCCCAAAUCGACAUUAAUUCCAAAGUUUGGCGACGGUGGAGAUGCCUACGAUCAUGACCCUACAACAGGAGAGUCUGGGGCUUUGGCACCGUCGCCGUUGGCACCUCCUGCAGCGAUUAGUCGGGGGUCGUCUUACGAGCGCGAGGCACAACUGCAUCAAUACUCUUUCCAGGCAGCAGCUGUGCCACAGCAAGCGAUUUCGUCCCCUGUUAUCAUACCGACACCGCUAGAACACACCAUCUCGCGGCAUAAGCACAUCCCUACACAGCAGGCACAACAACCUUUACUACGACACAGGUCCUCACAACAACAUCUACCACCCCGGCGGCCCACAACUCCAACACCCGUCAAUAUCGAAGCUGCGGCCGCGGCUAUGGCAGCAGCAGUGGCGGCAUCCAACAUGACGGACGAGGAGAAGUUUGCGUACCAGAUGGAUAUUAUUGACAGAGAGUUCACGACGUUUGACUAUACGAUCUUUGAGAGCUACCAUGGGCUUGUGGAUCCAGUUACGAUGUCUGUGGGUGACCCGCCAGAGUGGGUGCGGAGUCGCGAUUCGUGCAAUUGA
Messenger RNA from Linnemannia hyalina, 2202 nucleotides. The record is from the annotation of a GenBank genome assembly. NCBI's taxonomy places the organism in Eukaryota, Fungi, Mortierellomycota, Mortierellomycetes, Mortierellales, Mortierellaceae.